Cimex lectularius (bed bug) is the source of this 1644-nucleotide messenger RNA. RefSeq names its product kelch domain-containing protein 2-like. Gene Ontology annotation, molecular function: protein binding. The coding region runs from base 165 to 1349 and encodes 394 amino acids. The transcript has 9 exons. The record is from RefSeq and is a predicted model, not a curated record. NCBI's taxonomy places the organism in Eukaryota, Metazoa, Arthropoda, Insecta, Hemiptera, Cimicidae.
GGUCAGAUUGUCAUUCUUGUCAUGACAGCAGUAUUAACCUUCUGGUUACACUGAUUAUAACUUUGACAACCACAAAGUUGAGGUUCUUCUUAAGUGAACACCCCUUUUUCGAUCUUUGUCGAUUUACCUUCCAGCCCGGAUGUGAAAGUGGAAAUCCAUCGGCGAUGAAUUUUGGUCGGGAGGAGAUCCAGGAGUUGCACAAAAGGGUCGGACACGUCACUGUCGCCUACAAACACCUAAUCGUCGUCUGGGGCGGGGUCCUGUUCCAGAGGUACCAGACCAACUUUCGCAACGACAAGACCAUCCUCGCAGAGCAGAUAUGGUUUUACAACACUCUCACAGAAUUGUGGACCCUCGCAGAGUGUACUGGAGAUGUGCCUCUGGGACAUUCUGGAAGCACGGGAGUGGUGUGUGGCGAUUUCUUGUACCUUUUUGGAGGUUUGUUCGGAGAAAACUCUGAAUUCAAGUAUUCUAACGGGCUCUACAGGCUAAAUUUGAAAACUCUCGUUUGGACUCAGCUCAAUCCUACAGGUCCAGCACCGAAAAAAUGUGACAAAGGUGUUGGGUGGGAGUACAAGAAUAAACUGUACUUUUUUGGCGGCUACGGUGAAGGGCCAUCAAGCCUACAGAGAAACAUAGAAUCCACUUUUCUCCUUGACAUAAACAACCAGGGGUUCAUGGGCUGGAAUAAUCAGUUCAUUUGUUACGAUCCUGAGGAAAAUGCCUGGUCAAUCCCAAAGGUCAAAGGUGUCCCCCCGAAUCCAAGAGCAGCUCAUGCUGCCGACAUUAUCGGGCAUCUUGCUUUUAUCUCUGGAGGUAGGGAAGGCGAUACUAGGAACAAUGAUCUGUAUUGCAUCAACAUGGAAACUUUUACUUGGUCUUCUAACCUCAAUUCUGGAAAAGAGUCGAAUGAAGUGCCAGGUGGACUUUCUUGGCACAGCUUCUCUUUUGUUUCACCAAACAAAGCCGUAUUGUAUGGAGGUUUAAAGCAGUACGGAUCUCCUUCUCUGGAGUGGUGGGAGUGCACCAUCAGCGAAAAUAAUGAAGUAUCGUGGAAAGUUCUACCCAAACUGAUGAACCCUUUAAUUUGGCACAAGGCGGCUUAUUCCAAAAUAACAGGGGAAGUUAUCAUUGUUGGAGGAGUUCAUGAUUCGCCAUAUGAAAGAAAUGAAAAGGAUUGUGAAGAUAAAAAACUCGUUGUGCUUGCAUAUCAGCCUAUUUCAUUGUUCAGGCUUUGUCUAAAUGUGAUUGUCAGUGACAAGGCCCUACAGCUAUUUGCAGACAUCCUACCCAAACCUUUAAUGGAUUUGGUAGCCUAUCGUUCAGAGCAAUCGACAUAUUUAUUAUAGACAAAAAGAAAAUUCAAUUUAGUCUUUUUUGUUUAAAAGUUAAUUUUUUAAUUUAAUUUGGGAAAGCGGUAAAUUGCAACUUGUACUAUAAACAUUUGUCAAAUGUUUGUUUUGGAUAGAAUUUUAUGUAACAGUUUACUGCUUUUUCAGUUGUUAAAACUUUUUUUAAAAUUAAUUUUGCAUAACAAAAAUUGUUAUAAGAUCCUCACUAUUUUCUAUAAUUGUCCUUCCUCUUUAUAUGUAUUAUAUCAUAUAUAUAAAUAAAAAAUAGACAUAUAUGUAUACGUUUCCCAGA